Dichomitus squalens LYAD-421 SS1 is the source of this 673-nucleotide messenger RNA. RefSeq lists its product as uncharacterized. Lineage: Eukaryota; Fungi; Basidiomycota; Agaricomycetes; Polyporales; Polyporaceae. The transcript has a single exon. The coding region runs from base 233 to 400 and encodes 55 amino acids. The record is from RefSeq and is a predicted model, not a curated record.
CGGACAUAUGUCCGUGCUCACUUCGUCGUCGACACGUCAUGGCACGCUCAUUACCAAGGCCUACUCAGCGUAUGCGCGUACGUCUGAGCACGGACCGGCUUCCGCGCAUGUACGCCGUACUCAGUAGUGUUUGAAUACAGAUGCAGAUGUGCGGAAGGAUCUCCUCCCAUCGAAGCCCGGGCGAAGUGACCCGAUCGCACAUCGACAACGACAUGUACAUUUGUACGGUUAGAUGUCGAUGUCGAUGGCUAUGGCUAUCGAUCCAGAUAUAGGAACCUUCCAAGAUUCCAGGAUCUCCAAGGACAUCGACACAUGCACGUCCAACACGAGCGCAGAAGCGGGGAGCCUGGCCAUCGAUCCUAACGAAGAGCCGGAUCUUCCUGCAGACGUCUCCAGAUGACAAGAUUUCCGGAUACGUGGUGUAGCCACUCAAGAGAGACGCGCGGGGAGCCAUGCGAGAAGGCGUCGUGCCCUCAGCCCAGCUUCGACGGCGCCCAGCGUGUGGACGCGAGUUGCACGGAGGGGUGUACUUGACUUGACUUGACGGCGGACGGGUCCUACGGAACGCUCUCGGUGCCGCCGCUCGCGUGUGGCAUGGCGGGUUCCGAUCCGCAAGGCAUCGAUCGGGUGGUGUAUGGCGCCGCCGUGUAUAGCUAUGUACAUGCUUUACGAC